Punctularia strigosozonata HHB-11173 SS5 is the source of this 1869-nucleotide messenger RNA. RefSeq lists its product as uncharacterized. Lineage: Eukaryota; Fungi; Basidiomycota; Agaricomycetes; Corticiales; Punctulariaceae. The coding region runs from base 1 to 1869 and encodes 622 amino acids. The record is from RefSeq and is a predicted model, not a curated record. The transcript has 3 exons.
AUGGACGGAGACGACGAGAGUCAUGUGCGCCACGUAGAUAAGGGCAAAGCGCGAGCAAGGUCUCCAGAAACGACGGAGAGGACGCCGCUCUUACCCUCUUCCUCCCGCGUCGACCUUGAUGACCUCGAACCGGCCUCGCAUUCCAGGCGUUCCCUCGCCGCCCGCCUCGUCCGCGUCUUCCUCAUCACCAUCGCUGUAUGCGUCGCGUUGCUACUGUUUCUCCUGCUCUUGGCUUGGUCGUAUGCUGGCCGAGCCUCCCACAUGUCGCCGGAGGACCUCAUGGCCCGUGCUCUGGUCAUGCGGGGUCCGGACCGCUUGACGGUGAUCAACAUCACCCAAGAAAGCGGAAUAUGGCUUAGGGUGAAAGGAAGAGUGGGAUUGGAUGCGGGGGAGGUGAUCGGGGUGAACAGUCCGGAGGACGACAAUGACAACAUCCUCAAGUACUUCUGGAAGGCGUGGGGUCGGUGGGGCAUCGCCAAGCUAGACAGCGUCUCCGUCAACAUGAGCACGAUCAGCUUAGCGUCGGAGAGACACCCAGAGAUCUUUUUGGCUACUAUAGACACCCAGCCGAUAGAAGUCCCGCUUACGACCAAUCCUCCGAAGGACCUGUCGUGGCUUUCAACGUUCUCCAUGCCGGUGUACAUCCUCCCGACACAAAACGUAUCUGCUUUGACCCACUUCGCGAUGCAAAGCUGGAGGGACGGGUCCAUCUCUGUGAAAGCGACUGUAGAUAGGGCGGAAGUGCGCGGGGGCAGAGGUUGGAGGCGGAAUCUGAAGACUGUCCGCUCUGGUAUCAAAACAAUCGUCAGGCAAAAGCUUCCCGCCUUACCCGGACUGCCAACUCCGGGGCACAACAACCCGUUUCCUGCGUUUUCUGACCUGGUCACUCUCCGGUCUUUCAAUCUUACCUCCUCCGAUCAGACCUUGAACGUUACCGCCGAGGCGACUGCUAUAAAUCCGGUUCCGGAGUCUAUAGACUUUACGGCGCCCUCGCUGCCCUUCAUCAUCUCCCUUCCCUCCAUCAGCAAUAGGACUUCGACGCCGGUGCCAGUAGCGGCCGUCACUUCCGCACCAUUUACGCUCUCUCGGCCGAACAUCACAUUGCAUGCGACUGGCAGCGUCUUACCUAUACCCGCCAAUGCGUCCGCAACCUUCUCCGCCUUCCUAGGACGCUACCUAUCUGCCCUCCCUAAUCCGAUCAUUAUAUCUACGGACCUCUUCCCCAGCUAUACGUUGGACGCUGUCUUUCCCGCGCCGAACCCGAAGCCUCAAAUCCUCCGGGAUGUGACGAUCCGCGACAUGAAGGUGAAGCCUUCUGGACCCGGCGGCGCCUUCCUUGCGAGCGGCACUGUCUAUGCGAAGAUUGUGAUGCCCCGCGGCAUGAACGUCAAAGUCGACGUCGAGCGCGUGCUACCCGACGUGCUGAUCUACGAUGGCCCGGUACCGCCGACUAUCAGUCCCGCGCCCUCACCCACCACCGAACCCGUCCAGGACGAUCCACCGCCACCACCGCCCCCGCUGCCAGAGCCGAUACCUGAGCGCGCGUUCGGACGCGUGCGGCCUGACGACUGGCUCGACGCCAUCAGUGUCCCGCUCGAAAGCGACGACGGCGAGGGAUCCGCCGUCGCCGUCAGCGCCAAGAUCGUGGACGUGCCCCUCGAGGUUCUCCCCGGUCGUGAGCGCGAGUUCAGCGACUUCAUCGGGAAGGUCGUCUUUGGGUCUCAUGGUGCGGUGGCGGGCCUGCAGGGCGUCGUCGCGGUGUCCGUCAACGUGCGUGGUCUGCCGGUGAAGAACGGCACCGGCGGGGGUAUAGAGUUGGACGGGUUGCCGUUCCAUGGCGCGGUGCGGAUCGGCAAGAAGGGCUUGUAG